AUGUCUACCGAGGCCGUCCCGGAGACCACCUUCCGGUCCUUUACCCCCGCCGAAGCAUCUAACUAUGCUCAAUUCCGACGGGAUUAUCACCCCACGCUAUACAACACCAUUCUUAGCCGGCAUACAUCUACCGGCGGUAAGCUUGACACUCUCCUUGAUGUUGGUUGUGGGCCAGGCAUCGCCGUGCGCGCCCUCAGCACGCGCUUCCAGCAUGCCAUCGGCUUUGACCCUUCGGAAGGCAUGAUUACAGGCGCGAAGGAACUUGGCGGGACGUCUGGAAGCGGAGAGCCGAUUCGUUUCGAAGUUUCCGCUGCUGAAGACCUCUCCGGAAUCCCGGACGGUAGUAUUGACCUCCUUACCGCCGCAACCGCAGCUCAUUGGUUUAAUAUGCCGGCAUUCUGGGUCAGAGCGGCUCAAGUUUUGAAGCCGGGUGGAAGUGUGGCGUUGUGGACAUACAAGAGUGCGAAAAUUGCGGAUAGUGUUCCGAAUGCCGCAGCAAUCCAGGCCGCGGUUCAAGCAUUCCAGAAGGAACAUCUCGCGAAGCAUAUGACCCCUGGGAGUUUUCUAUCAAAUAACUUAUACGUUGAUCUACCAUUACCAUGGAGUGUGAAGCCUCCUGUCGCGGAUUUUGACAAGGAAUCAUUUUCCCGGAUAGAAUUUGGGACCGAGAAUGAGGGCGCCUUACCGGGAGACCAAAUUUUUGCGGUGGGGGAGCCGGAGGUGGACUUAGAUCAGCUGGAGGCCUUGAUGGGUACGGUGAGCACGGUGAAGAGAUGGAGGGAGGCGAACCAGGAGAAGGCUGGGACGGAAGAAGAUAUCACCAGGAUAAUGAGAAGGGAGGUUGAGCGAUUGCUUCACGAGGCAGGUGUAGAAAAGGGGAAUGAGGUUAUUAAGAGAGCAGAAGCGGGCGUGCUACUGGUGGUCAAGAAGAAGGCUUGA
Molecule: messenger RNA, 939 nt
Organism: Daldinia childiae
Lineage: Eukaryota; Fungi; Ascomycota; Sordariomycetes; Xylariales; Hypoxylaceae
Exons: 1
Coding region: 1-939 (312 amino acids)
Molecular function (GO): S-adenosylmethionine-dependent methyltransferase activity
Source: RefSeq, a predicted model, not a curated record